AUGUACAGUAGCUGGCAAGCAACUCCCACAUCAUUUGCUACAUCCGUGCGACUUUUCCGAGUGCACACAGGCGUAUUCCUGCACCUCGACGCCAAAGUUCUUGUCGCCUUUGACUCUGAGCACCUGAAGCUGAAUCCAGAGCUGCACGAGAUUGCGCAGCCCCUGAGUACACUACUUUCAGAUCUGCAGUGUACUCGGAACCGCGCAAUCUCGUCGCCCACGCCAGUCACAAGCGCCUGCAUGUCGCUGUUCAAGGCUACGACAGAAGACACGACCAGCACGGUCCGGGCAAACGUGCUGCACUCGCUCUUCGAGGUGGCAAUAUUAACAACAGGCUCACAUCGGUAA
Peronospora matthiolae is the source of this 348-nucleotide messenger RNA. The record is from the annotation of a GenBank genome assembly. NCBI's taxonomy places the organism in Eukaryota, Oomycota, Peronosporomycetes, Peronosporales, Peronosporaceae.